AUGAUCGGGAUGACAGUGAGUGAUGCUUUAGGGGCACACGUUAAGUUUCGACCUCGAGCUUAUCUUAAACAAAAUCCUGUCAGUGACAUGCAAGGUGGUGGAACGUGGGGAUUAAAUGCUGGACAGAGGACAGAUGAUACAUCCAUGGCACUCUGUUUGGCCGCUAGUCUCAUUGUAAAUAAAAGUCUUAAUCCGUAUGAUCAGCUUGUUCGAUAUAAAUGGUGA
Didymodactylos carnosus is the source of this 225-nucleotide messenger RNA. The record is from the annotation of a GenBank genome assembly. NCBI's taxonomy places the organism in Eukaryota, Metazoa, Rotifera, Eurotatoria, Philodinida, Philodinidae.